Melanotaenia boesemani (Boeseman's rainbowfish) is the source of this 3100-nucleotide messenger RNA. RefSeq names its product solute carrier family 26 member 2 (gene slc26a2). The transcript has 5 exons. Lineage: Eukaryota; Metazoa; Chordata; Actinopteri; Atheriniformes; Melanotaeniidae. Bases 112 to 2280 code for a protein of 722 amino acids. Gene Ontology annotation, cellular component: membrane. Gene Ontology annotation, molecular function: secondary active sulfate transmembrane transporter activity; oxalate transmembrane transporter activity; bicarbonate transmembrane transporter activity. Gene Ontology annotation, biological process: transmembrane transport. The record is from RefSeq and is a predicted model, not a curated record.
GCGGAGGGUAGCGUAAAAUGAAUCUGAGGCGGAAUAAAAGUCGACCGUCGGAGGAUAACUUCGCAAAAACUACUUAAAGACGGCGGUUGGAGCGCAGACACAGGCUCAGUCAUGCAUCAUGGGGACGAGUCCUUCCCAGCAGAGGAUGAUGGAACAAAGUACGACCUUCAGCAGCCACUUAUUCUGGAAAGAGUUGAGAGUGAAACAGAAAAAAAAUGGCAAACCAUCGUGUCUCAUCGGCUGAAGAAACAUUGCUCAUGCACACCAAAGAAAGUAAAAUCCAAAAUACUAGACUUUGUCCCAUUUCUGAGAUGGCUUCCACGGUACAAGCUCAGAGAGUGGAUUCUGGGUGAUAUUAUGUCAGGACUUAUUGUUGGAAUCCUGCUGGUUCCCCAGUCCAUAGCCUACUCUUUAUUGGCCGGUCAGGACCCAGUUUAUGGUCUCUACACUUCUUUCUUCGCAUCCAUCAUCUAUGCCCUCCUGGGCACUUCCAGGCAUAUCUCAGUAGGAAUUUUUGGAGUCCUCUGCCUGCUGGUGGGCCAGGUUGUAGAUAGAGAGCUGGCUUUGGCAGGAUACCUCACAGAAAGCAGCAGUAUCGGCGGUAACAACAGCCAAGUCCUGCUGGCUGGCCAGGGGAAUGGAAGCAGUGGGGUAGUGUGUGACAGGAGCUGCUAUGCAAUCACAGUGGGAGCAACGGUAACCUUCACUGCUGGGGUUUACCAGGUGUUAAUGGGCCUUCUGCAGGUUGGUUUUGUCUCGGUCUACCUCUCUGACUCCCUUCUCAGUGGCUUUGCCACAGGAGCCUCCCUGACCAUCCUCACCUCUCAGUUAAAGUACCUUCUGGGCCUGAAGAUCCCAAGACCCCAGGGCUGGUUCACUUUGUUUAAAAUCUGGUAUAGCGUGCUCACCAACCUCGGAAACACCAAUAUUUGUGACCUUAUCACCAGUUUGGUGUGUUUGGCUGUACUAAUUCCUUCAAAGGAGCUAAAUGACCGUUUCAAAGCCAAGCUAAAGGCUCCGAUCCCUUUUGAGCUUUUUGCAGUGAUAAUUGCAACACUAGCUUCUCAUUUUGGCCACUUCAACACAGAUUAUGGUUCAAGCGUGGCUGGCGACAUCCCUACAGGCUUCCUCCCGCCUCAGCUGCCCUCAUGGUCGCUGAUCCCACAUGUUGCCGUCGACGCUUUCUCCAUCGCCAUCGUGGGAUUCGCCAUCACUGUCUCGCUGUCGGAGAUGUUCGCCAAGAAGCACGGCUAUACGGUGGAUGCCAACCAGGAGAUGUACGCCAUCGGCUUCUGCAACAUUUUACCAUCUUUCUUCCGUUGCUUCACCACUAGCGCUGCUCUGCUGAAGACUCUUGUCAAGGAGUCCACAGGGUGCCAGACUCAGGUAUCGGGGCUGGUCAGCGCUCUCGUCCUGCUGCUGGUGCUUCUGGUUAUUGCACCGCUCUUCUAUUCCCUUCAAAAAUGUGUUUUAGCUGCCAUCAUUGUGGUGAACCUCCGUGGAGCUCUACGAAAGUUCACCGACGUUCCCCGCAUGUGGCGUGUCAACCGCAUCGAUGCCUCCAUCUGGUUAGUAACCAUGGCAACGUCAGCACUGGUCAACACUGAACUCGGACUUCUUGUUGGGGUUUUUGUUUCAGCCCUCUGCGUCCUGGGCCGAACUCAGCAAGUCCAAGUAAAGGAGCUGGGUCGAGCUGCCACAAGGGAGCAUUAUGAAUCUAUGUCAUCAUACCGCGGCCUUAAAAAGCAUCCCAGAGUGGCCAUUUUCAGAUAUGAGGCCCCGAUUUAUUACGCCAACCACACCCUGUUCAAGAAGUCUCUCUACAAGUGCGUGGGGCUCGACCCCGUGAGGGAGAAAACACGGCGUAUCAAGUUCGAGAAGAGAAAACUGCAGGAGUCUGGAGAAAUAUCAAAGUCGAAGUCAGAAAAGAGGGCUUGUAAAGAAGAUGAAGCUGAAGCUACCGUUACCUUGAUGUUUGAGGAGAAAGCUUCCCAAAGAUUGCACAGCUUAGUGAUUGACUGCAGCCCAGUCUUGUUCCUAGACACUGCUGGAGUGAACGCUCUGAAGGAGGUCCGAAAAGAUUACGGAGAAAUCGGGGUUGAAGUUCUCUUGGCUCAGUGUAGUACCUCAUUACUAGACAGUCUGGAAAAGGGGGAUUACUACAGCAGCAAAAAAGGUGGGGAUGUAGGAGAGAACAAAAUGAUAUUCUUCACCAUUGCAGAUGCCGUCCACUACAUUCAAAGAAUCUCCGCUCCUAACGGAGAUUGUGACAACUGCUAAAUAUAUAAAGUGUCUAUCCAGAUAUUUAUGUUUACAUAUGUGCAUAAAACACCUCAUCAUACAUAAGGAAACACCAUGGUUGCAGAUGUGCCUUGCUACAGUGGUUAUCCAUCAUCACGGCUGUAAAGUCUUAAUUAAAUGCACUUUCAGGAUGUUUAUAUCCAUCUUACAGAAAUGUUGCUGUAACAUAAAGUACAUAAAGUUUAGUGUCUGUUAUUUAAUGGGAAAUGGAAAAGUGGAAAAAAAGAUAUUCGCAGUGAGACUAUGCAGACCAAUCAUCUCUUUUAAUGACUGCACCCAAGGAUGCAGAGGAACAGCUUUUGAAUAUAAAUGUUAUUACUAUUUGUUUUGAGCUAGAGUUGGUAGAAUCAGACCCUAAAAUUUACACAACAAAGGAGAGAAUAUGAAAAGCAAAAUCUUGAGGAGGAUUUUGUUUUAAGGAUUUAUUUUAUUAGAUUGACUGGCAGUAGUUUUUCCAGUUAAGAUGCCGACAUUUAGCAAAGUGCAGGGUACCAGUGUUAAUUUCCAUUUGUAACCCAAUUAGCCUUGACUUUAACAUGUCUUAGUCCUGCAGGGGUCUAAGGAAAAAAGGUUUGGUGGGACCUGAAUCCAUCUGUAAGUAGGCCUGUCGUGAUAACAAAUUUUGCUGUGCGAUAAAUUUUCUCAAAUUAUUGCGAUAAGCGAUAAUAUAGCGCAAAGUGAUAAUGUUGUAAUUUUGAGACCAUUUUUAACUAAUACGACAAUACCAUAUUGCAAGUACACCCUUUCAAAGAUCAAUAAACUUUAAUUUCUAAAGAACAUUUUACACUGGAUCCGGAAG